This is a messenger RNA of Zalophus californianus (California sea lion), 3318 nucleotides long. RefSeq names its product replication factor C subunit 3 (gene RFC3). The transcript has 9 exons. Gene Ontology annotation, biological process: DNA-templated DNA replication; DNA repair. Lineage: Eukaryota; Metazoa; Chordata; Mammalia; Carnivora; Otariidae. Gene Ontology annotation, molecular function: DNA clamp loader activity; DNA binding; ATP hydrolysis activity. Gene Ontology annotation, cellular component: nucleus; DNA replication factor C complex. The coding region runs from base 257 to 1171 and encodes 304 amino acids. The record is from RefSeq and is a predicted model, not a curated record.
UGGGUGCACCGUCCACCCUCUGCAGGAGGUGUUGAGUGCUGUGGUAAAAAAUGAAACGGAAGGGGGAAAGAGUGUGGAGGGCGAGGUAGUGCUUGUAAACAUGGAAGGCCUCCCUGAGAACUGUCCUCUGAGCUAAGACCUUAAGUGGGAAAUUCUCCUGGAGAAAUGCGAGGGAAGAGUGGAACAGGUGCAGUGUGGUGAUUUUCCUCAUCUCUUAGUGUAUGGACCAUCAGGUGCUGGAAAAAAGACAAGAAUUAUGUGUAUUUUACGUGAACUUUAUGGUGUUGGAGUGGAAAAAUUAAGAAUUGAACAUCAGACCAUCACAACUCCAUCUAAAAAGAAAAUUGAAAUUAGCACUAUUGCAAGCAAUUAUCACCUUGAAGUUAAUCCCAGUGAUGCUGGAAAUAGUGACCGGGUAGUAAUUCAGGAGAUGUUGAAAACAGUGGCACAAUCACAGCAACUUGAAACAAACACUCAAAGAGAUUUUAAAGUGGUAUUAUUGACAGAGGUUGACAAACUCACCAAAGAUGCUCAACAUGCCUUGCGUAGAACCAUGGAAAAGUAUAUGUCCACUUGCAGACUGAUCUUGUGUUGCAAUUCUACAUCUAAAGUGAUACCACCUAUUCGUAGUAGGUGCCUGGCAGUUCGUGUGCCUGCUCCCAGGAUUGAAGAUAUUUGUCAUGUGUUAUCUACUGUGUGCAAGAAGGAAGGUCUGAAUCUUCCUUCACAACUGGCUCAUCGACUUGCAGAGAAGUCGUGCAGGAAUCUCCGAAAAGCCCUACUUAUGUGUGAAGCCUGCAGAGUGCAACAAUAUCCUUUUACUGCAGAUCAAGAAAUCCCUGAAACAGAUUGGGAGGUGUAUCUCAGGGAGACGGCCAACGCUAUUGUCAGUCAGCAGACUCCACAAAGGCUCCUUGAAGUUCGUGGAAGACUUUAUGAGCUUCUAACUCAUUGUAUUCCUCCUGAAAUAAUAAUGAAGGGCCUUCUCUCAGAACUUUUACAUAAUUGUGAUGGACAACUGAAAGGGGAAGUGGCCCAGAUGGCCGCUUACUAUGAACAUCGUCUACAGCUCGGUAGCAAAGCCAUUUAUCACUUGGAAGCAUUUGUGGCCAAAUUUAUGGCACUUUAUAAGAAGUUCAUGGAGGAUGGAUUGGAAGGCAUGAUGUUUUGACAUCUUGAGGUCUAUCCUUAAUUCUUCCUAAUAUUUCUCAGUAUCAGCAUUUACAUUCAGUUUAUAUUGGAAGAGCUGCAGGUAAAAUAAACUAACUUUACUUAAUCAUGUCUUAUUUGUGGGUUUUUUUGGUAAUAAUUCCCCUGUGAAUUAUUAUUAUAAUCUUAAGUUAAAUAAUUGCUCCUUUGUACUAAAGAAGUAUAUUGAAAAGAGACAACUUAGAAACUUUAGAGUCCAAAAACAUGAUUUUAAUGUACUUUCACAAUUUGCUAUCCAAGUAUGCAAUGCUGGUCCUCUCAUUUUCCAUUCAUUCUCUCUUCUGUUGGAGGAAAUUUACCACAUACAAAAGCAGAGAUUAUUUUCUACCCUCCAAGGGACCAUUUUUGGCCAUAGGCACAUAACUCUUCGCUUGGCAGGUCAUUACCUUUAAUCAUAUUUUCCCUCAAGAACUGUAUUUUUGCAGGAAAUAUAAGGAUUAAUUUUGAAAUGUAAUAGCAUGAGUAUGAAGAAAAUUGUUGGAACCAUUUCUUUUGAAACUACAGAAAUCCAACUUUUAUUUCAGUGAUUCAGAUUUGGUAUUAGGUUGGCUACUAAGUAUGCAUGUUUUCAUUAAAUGCUUGAGGUUCCUGAAGAACAUGUGUCAUGUGGUUCACAGCAAAGGUAUAUUAGUAUAGAAAUUACUCUUUGAACAAGUACAUUUUUCUGUCAUUGAUCUAUCCUUUGGAACAUUUUUUCAUUAGAAAUUUGGUUCAUGGAACAAAGUUUGCUUAACAGAUUUGUAUUACAGGCUCCGAACAGUUUCUUUAAUUUGGGGCAACAGAAGCAUGACUCCAAAAAAAGCUAAACCAACAAGGUGAAAUAAAAGAUUUUAAGUUUAAAUAAGUUAAAUUACCUCUGUAAGGGUAACAGGGAGACAUGUUCUUCCAGCAGUUAGUAAUAAACAGGAAGUGUUUAAUUGACAGACACAGCUGCACACAUACAAAAAGCCUAAUACAAUUUUAGACUUAUGGGAAACUGUUACGGUCAAGAGAGAUGAUGAUUGCCUUUCUGUGUUUGUUUUGGUGGUACUAGUUAGCCCCAGUUGGCAGUCCCAGUCAUUGAGGGGUUUAUAUGCCAGGGGGAAAGUGAGAUUUGGGAGAGCUAAGAAAGUUUUAAUUUGGAAAAAAGAAAAGUAAAAAUAUGGUGACUGUCUUUUAAUGUUUAGAAUAAUGCACUUGGAAGCGUUAGCAGUCUUAUAAUUUGCAUAUCUUUAGAGCAGUGCUUCUCAGAGUAGAAUCCCUGGGUCAGCACCAGCAUCACUUGGGAACUAAGAAACACAAACUCUCAAUUUUUAUUCCACAUCUACCGAAUCAGCAACUAUGGGAAUGGGCCUCAGCUGUCUUUGUGUUGUACCACUUCUUCAGGGAAUUCUGAUGUACGCUUAAGUUUGAGAACCACUGCUCUAGAGAAUGUAUACUUAGGAUCAAUGGGCAUAGAUUAAAGACAGACAGUUGGAGGUAAAGAACAACUUUCUAACAGUGGCUAUCAUAAUUGUUUGGCAAGCUUGAGAGCUCCUUAUAAACAGGAAAUGUUCAGGUGGAGAACUAAUGGAGAAUGCAAUGCUUACAUAUGUUAGGCAUUGCAGUGGGAACUUUCUAUGUAUUAUUAUAACCUUACAUCUUUAGGAGCUAUUGUUCUAUAAAAAUAAAGAGGCUGAGAUUUAGAGAAACGAAGUAUAAUUUUAUAUAAUAAAACAUGCCCAUUUAAAGCCUAUGAUUUUUGACAAACAUAUUCAGAGUAGCCACCAUCCCAAUCAGGAUACAGAUUUCAUUACCCUAAAAAGUUUCUUACACAUUCCUUUGUGGUCAGUCCACCCCUAUCCUGUCCCAAGUGACCACUGAUGUGCUUGCUGUCAUUAUAAGUUAAUGACAUGCUGUUCAAGAAUGUAGAGUCAAACACUGUAUCGUCCUUUUGUCAGGCUUCAUUGAGAAAUAAUAAUUGAGAUUCCUUUAUGUUUUUGAAACUUAAUGUUUCCUCUAUGUUUUUGAAACCUAAUGUUUCACUAAUUUUAAUUUUUAUUGACCAGUUUGUAUAUGUUUUAAACCUGUUUACUAUUGAUGGACCUUUGGGUGUCCAGGUUUUGAUUAUUAUAAACAAAUUUGCUCUGA